This is a messenger RNA of Lachancea mirantina, 2352 nucleotides long. The record is from the annotation of a GenBank genome assembly. Lineage: Eukaryota; Fungi; Ascomycota; Saccharomycetes; Saccharomycetales; Saccharomycetaceae.
AUGGUUGAUUCUAUAUCGCGUAUCACUUCUGCGCUAGAGUCUGCGAAAGAAAUGACGCUAGAGGCGGCCGCGAUCGCACAGUCCAAACUGGGCGAAUCGUCUUACCAAAGGUACUCUCAGAGGAUUUCGCCGCAAUCACUGCCGAAUUUACUCAAUUCGCGUAAUCCGCGUGAAGUCAAGGACGGUAUGAAAAGAGUGGUGUCUGUGAUGGCGUCUGGCGACGAGGGUGCGGCUCUCGAGGGUUAUUUUGCAGAUGUGGUCAAGAAUAUCACGUCUAAUGACGUUAAGAUUAAGCGGCUCGUGGCAGUGUAUUUGCAACGUUUUGCGGAAAGGGAUCCGAAUCUAGCACUUUUGUCGAUUAAUAGUAUACAAAAAUCUAUUUCAGAUUCGAACCCCGAAGUGCGAAGCCUGUCUUUGAAGGCGCUCUCGGACAUCAGAGUUCCAGCACUCUAUCCCAUAAUUUUGCAUUCCAUCAAAAAAUCUAUGACUGAUGCUUGUGCUGAUGUGCGCAGUACUGUAGCGUUGGCACUUUUAAAAAUUUACCGCGAACAGGGUGACGAAGUCGCAGACGACGUCUUACCCCUGACACAGGACUUGCUGUCUGAUGCGGAUCCACAGGUCGUCUCAGCGGCGAUUCUACUAUUCAAAGAAGCAUUCCCAAAGAAACUUGAAUUGCUUCAUGGUCAUUUUCGCAGAUUCUGUGAAAUUCUUCCGCAACUUUCAGAAUGGGCACAAGUUUCAAUGAUAGAAUUGCUCAUAAGAUACUGCAAGGAGUUUCUGCCAAGACCUCAGAUUAUCGAUUCCUCCAAUCCAUCAAGCGUUAUCUUAUUGCCUUCUUUGUACAACACAAUUCCGUUUGCUAUCUACGACGUCUCGUUAGAUCCUGACCUGGAAUUAUUUCUUGACGCAGCACGCAAUCUCAGACACUCUGCAAAUGCAGCGCUCAUCGUGUCCAUAGGCAAGGCUUUUUUUUACCUUUCCCCUCCUUUGUCGUUCAAAAAUUCUAAAAUAUCAACAGCGCUUGCCAAUUUGAUUACCACUUCCGAACAGACCGGUUUGAAGGUUGUUAUUCUUCAAUGCAUUUUGGUUUUCUGUUCCCGAGACCCGACGCUUUUUCAAGCUUAUAUCAAGAGAUUCUUUGUAUUCCCCUCAGAUGACGCUAUGGCUGCUGUUACCAAGAUCAAGAUUCUAUCCUUCCUUCUAACCCUUCAAAACGCUAAGGAAGUUGCUUCAGAAAUCAAGUUCAUAAUUCUGAAUGAUUCUCGCGACACAGUUAUUCAGGAGGCCUUAAACGCCUUGGCGAUGUGUUCUCGCCUUUCUCAGUCGUGGUCCAACCAUAUAACGCGUUGGCUGUUGAAAUACAUGGGGAACGAAAACACGAUGCGCGCCAUGGAUGCAUACGUAAACGUGAUUCGUUCUUUAAUCCAAACAGAUCCUAAAAGUCAUUUGAAUACGAUGAUGGGGCUGUCAGAGAUUCUUUUCAAUCACGAGAAUCUUUCUGCCACGGCAAAAGCCGGGAUCAUUUGGUUAUUCGGCGAAUUUUCUGAAAUCGAAUUCAGUAUUUGUCCAGAUGUUUUGCGAAGAUUCAUCCAGACGUUCUCUUCUGAGGGUCGAGAGGCAAGAAUGCAAAUCGUCCUUUUGGCUGCUAAGCUACUUUCUCGUGACAUUGAUAACUUCAAGAAUUCUGAGGAAGACGACAAAGAGUAUGACUUUGGCGCUUCAAGAUUAUCUCAAAUGUUUAACGCGGUGCUCUACCUCGCUAAGUUCGACGACGAUUUUGACAUAAGAGACAGGGCCCGCCUUCUUUCCUCUUUAUUUGAAAAUAACCGUCAAGUCAUCGCAUCUCUUCUUCUUCAAGUUCCGAAGGUUGCUCCGGUUGGCAUGAAAACAACAGAAUCCUCUGAAAUGGAUGAUAUAAUGCAAUUCUCAGCUCUGGGACUUGAUUCGGACAUCGAAGACUACUUUACUCGCAUAGAGUGGUCUGUAAAUUUAGGUGAAUAUGAUUCAUCUGUGCGAGAACCGGUACCACUCAAGGAUUAUUCCAGGCUUAAGACAAGUUUUUCUAGCAAAACUUACUUCGGCUCGAGCACACCAGAAAGAACGACGAAGGGCGUUUCUCAUGAGAGUAGUUUUUCACAAAACACAUUAACGACCACCACUGGAAGGAAAUAUAAAUUGCAGAGCCUGGAUGAAUUCUUCUCGGACGUACCCGCGGAGAAACCCAAAGUUAAGAGGAUCGUUGUCGAAGAGGAGUCUUCAAACGAAGAUGAUGAUACAGAAACGUCUGAUGACGAGGAUGAUGAAGACGAUGAUGACGAUGUUUCCGAAGACGCUGAAAGCGAAAAUGAUUAA